Salvelinus fontinalis (brook trout) is the source of this 2285-nucleotide messenger RNA. RefSeq names its product transmembrane protein 88-like. Bases 555 to 1211 code for a protein of 218 amino acids. Lineage: Eukaryota; Metazoa; Chordata; Actinopteri; Salmoniformes; Salmonidae. Gene Ontology annotation, molecular function: PDZ domain binding. The record is from RefSeq and is a predicted model, not a curated record. Gene Ontology annotation, cellular component: plasma membrane. The transcript is spliced from 3 exons.
CCCACAGACACACACCCAGCAGAGAGGAGACAGAUAGGAAACAGAGGGGAGACAGACAGGAGACAGACAGGAGACAGAGGGGAGACUCAGUGACUAACCAAACUGGAAUGAAAGUGAGGAAACAGCACGGCAGGAAAGGAAGAGUCAGAGCCAAGCAGAAAAGCAAUAUUUGCCUUAACUGUGCAGAGUGUAGAAUUUAACACAAAGCAAAGGGGAAAGGGAGUGACACCGACUGAGACCUUUGCAGACACAAAGCAUCUGCUGAAUACCUGGAGUUUCAGAAACACCAGGAUAUAUCAGAGAAUGACAAAGGUCUAAACUCUCAUCAUCAGGGUAUAAACCUCCACCUGGUCAAUGUCUUCUGUCUGACCUCAGGAUCUGGAUGUUCAUGUCGUGGAGACCUACCUCUUCUUCUCUCGACGCGCAUUCUCAGAGAAGGAAGACAGGUUAAAGAAUAGAGUGUAUUCACAUCUUCUCUUACUGUUAGUGUGAGAGGUGAGCGACAGAGAGACAAAUCCUCAGAACUGCUCCACCAAUCACACAGCCUAGGGAGGAUGAGUCUGCCGAGGAACCAGACCCUGGAGAACGGCAUCACCAAGCUGCAUCACAUUAACAAUGGGGAACCUCUGUCUUCACUGCAGUUCCACCUCCAGCACACAGGCUCUGUGACCUCUGUGCCAGGGUCGCCCACGGGGGGGUCAGGGGUGGUGGUGGUGCCACCCCCGUACUCAGUAGCGGGCAGUGUGGCGGGGGCUACGGACGCCACUCUGGAGCUGAGAGGCUCUCUGGACUGCUGGGCGUGCUCAGUACUGGUGACGGCUCAGAACCUGAUCAUUGCCCUGGUCAACAGUACGCUGGUCAGUAUUGUGUUCGGCACCAUCAUGACCCCAGCGCUGGUCAUGGUCGUGUUUGGCUUCCUAUGUCACUCUACGGUGCAACCCAAUGGCACGUCCCUGUACUGUUCAGACCUGCUGGAUGACGGUGGCUGUGUGGCCCUGCUGGUGGUGGGCUUCAUCCUGGUCACCCCUCUCCUGGUCCUGGCUCUGGCUGCUUACUGCCGCCUGGCCCGCCACCUCCAACUGGGCCUCUGUUUCAUCCCCUACAGCAGGGCCGUCUACAAGAACCUGCCUGCCUCGCGUCAACGUGGAGGAGGCUGCUGUGGCCAGCAGGGGGCCUCAGAGGGGGAGGGCAAAGGCAGUGUGUGGGUGUGAGGGGAGGGAUAUGUUGACCCUAACCACUGAUGCAGGGUCAGAUAACAUUUUCUUGCCUCUUAAGGUUACGGUUAGGAUUGGGGAUCAAGUAAUCUGAUCCUAGAUCUGUAGAUAGAGGCAACUUCUACCUUGAGCAGGGAGGGAAGGAAUGUGAAGGAAGGGAGAGAACAGGGCAUGAGGGUAGUAGGGAAAGUUGAGGUGUGGACUCGUGGAGAUGUUGUUUAUGGACACAGUUAUAAUAUGCCUAUGAGUCUUUUGGUGGGGGUGGUGUGGAGGUGGAUCUUACAAUACACUGGUUUGUAGAUUGCAGAGAGCAAAGGUGAAGCUGUAAAAACACAAGUAUGCUACAUGAAGUACUAUCAAAUACCACUGUAACUACACUGCAAUUAUUUGUCAUUAUGUUUGUUUUUUAUGUUGAAUUAUCCUGUACUAUUAGUAAAUUAUGUUUGUUUAGAAUAAAAUAUUUCCAUUAUAUCAGAAAAGGUGUUUUGUCUUAUAGAAAUAACUACAAGUGAAUCAGUUUCUGUCUGGCAUGAAAUGACAACAUGUCCCUCUAGUGGAGCACGAGAUUCCAACUGCCAUUACAUCACCUCACAAACAAUGUGGGUUACCAAGGCUACUAUCUCUGAUGCCAUAUGACAGCUGUCAAAUGUUGACUCUUUCAUCAAAGUUUUAAUGACAUAUUAAUUCCAAGUAAGAACAUCAUAGAAAUAUGUUAUACAGAAUCAAAACACUUUUAUAGCAUCACUUCACUCAGUAACUGGAAGGCUUUGUGUCACGACUUCUGCCGAAGUCGUUGCCUCUCCUUGUUCGGGCGGUGCUCGGCGGUCGACGUCACCGGUCUUCUAGCCAUCAUCGAUCCAUUUUUCAUUUUCCAUUGGUUUUGUCUUGUCUUCCCACACACCUGUUUUCAAUCCCAUCCAUUACCUGUUGUGUAUUUAACCCUCUGUUUCCCCUCAUGUCUUUGUCAGAGAUUGUUUGUUGUCAGUGUAGUGUUUAUUUUGUAUAGGUGAGCGACGGGUCUUCGUACCCAUAUUUGUUUAUUAUUCAUUUUCUUAUGAGUGUUAUGGAGCA